GGCAGCUUGAUGUUGCUUCGUCAUGUUGAUGAUUCUAUAUAUAACCCGGCUUUUGGUCCCAAGAUUACUUUAGAUUUUACAUCCUCAUCUCUAGAUCACAACUUUACAUUUUUAAUGUCUACAUUCUUUGUGGUAGUCCUAUCUAGCCAAUUGUUGUUUUAGAAAAGAUGCAGAUGACCAAUAUCAGCCAAAUUCCGAAUGAUUUCAUCAAUAAUAAGGUCUAUAAAAUAGUAUUAUUCAGAUGAAAUGGCCGAAAUGAUUUGGCAAAGAAAGUGUGUUAGAAGGGGUGAGAACGAGCGAGAAGGUAUUUUAAACAGCUAGACUACUCGAAAAGCAUGACUGAAGCACCAAGCGAAUUUAAAAGACGUCUUUGGCUUCUAUGUUUUGUUUUUCCAAUGCAGGUCUCAAGGGAAUUUCCUCCUUUGCGUUUGUAAAUUAUGCACCCAUAUGCACGUUAGGACUAGAUUUGAAAGAAAGACUUCUACUUUGCGAAAGCCAAACGUACGAGCUUAAGAAGUUCAAGACAUCUCUGUGAGUGCUGAUUUUCAGCUGUAAUUCGAAAUAAGGUUAACAACAUUAAAUUGAUUUUUGUCUUUCUCUUUAGAUGUGCAUGGAUCACUUUCUUGUGCUGAUUGGACUGUUCAUCAUUAUUCCAUGUUACAUCAAUGGACAAACAGAUUCAAGUCCGGCAGCCAUUGCAGCUACUACAGCACCGUACACGGGAUGUAAAACGUCUGAAACACAUUCUCCUCCCUCGGUUUACUGUAACGCAUAUUGUGGCGAUGAUAUACCGACCGUGAUCGAACAAGUUUGCGACAGUCGUAAAAAGCGAUCAAAGACAGGUAUCACGUUCUGUCCUAUUCAUCAGCAAAAUUGAGACGCAGUCUCUGUGGAAGCGGUGCGUUUCGAGUCGAAAAAUCGAUUUCUUUCAAACUUUGUCCAGGAAUCUAUCUUAGUCUUAAAAUUUAUCGAAACCACCUUGGUCUUUUCAAAUAUAGAAAAAUAAUUUUUUUCUGAGCGAAAAUCGCUUCAGCUCAAAGCUCAAACGCCCGUUUUUAAUAACACUGAUUAUCAAAAAUGGUACAAAUUGCCGACUGGUUUUUUCAGAAAAUUCUAGUUUGAGGGUUUUGUUUUGUUUCACAUAUUUUGAUCAACUCUUCAUAAGAACAAAGCACGUAAGUUUUGUUAUUUUAACGGUUUUUCACUGAAUUUUUUUUUGUUUGACACCUACUUUUACGCUACCGCAAUGACCUGAAAAAUGCAACUUUUUUAUCUCGGGUCAGCACAAAAUUCGAACUUCUUUCCCACGAUAUUUUUAUUCAGACUGGCUAAGAUAGGAUAGAAGAGCAUGGGAAUGUAAAAACUUGUUGUGGUUUCGGUGAAAAUUUUGAAUAGCCGGCCAACAAACUGCACGCAUUUUCGAAAAUUCGAACUAACGAUGCACAUGGAGCGGUCUCAAAAAUAAACGAAAUUUAUAUGGCCAGCUUAUGACUGACGCGUGAUUUGAGUCCAUAAAAGCUUUUUUUUUGACUUGCAAUAAGACAAAACAUCAUUAAGUUAAGAAAAAUCUUCACUCACUUCAUGUAGAAAAACAGAGCUGCCCAAAGCUGACUCUUAGCUCAAGGCGACCUAUUGUUUUGUCUAUCAGUCAAUUAUAAGAAAGAGGAAAACUUCAGAGGCCAGGAUAGCUAUGACAAGAUUCAGGUAUAUUCAGAAUAUUUCAUGUUGUUCAUUUAGAAACUCUUCAUCUUAACAGCACUGAAAGUGCAGCCCUUUUUAUUCGAAAAUGUAACCUUAAAUCUAAUAAAAUUUCGUAACGAGAACUUUUUUUAUUGAAAGGUCCCCUCUUUUGUGUCUAUAAACUAUAAGUUAGCAUAAAAUCGUCGGAAAGAAGAUAUUUUUCGAAAAAAAACAAAACAAAACAAACGAAUAAACGGGAUGAAUUAUUGAUUUGGUAAAAAAAAGGGAGGAGCAUCCUGUACACGUAGCUUGCAAUGCUCGCAACACCGAUGGCACACGAAUGUUUAAUCGAAUGGAACGGCUUUCAAAACUUCAAAUCCUGCGAUUUUUUACGCCACUCUCUAGGGUAUGCCUCGCUAACAGAUGAACAAAUGCUUCAAGAAAGCCAGUGUAACAGUCUGAAAUUGGUGUCAAGCAUACAGUGAUGUAUGAUGUCUACAACCUUUGUGAAAUGGCAUUUUAAAGCAAACUUUCAUUUCUAAAGGAUAAGAUGCUCAAGGAAAUGUGGAAGCAUUUUGAAGUCCUAUCUAACUCAAGAGACACCAAAUCGAGUUUGGUUAAGAAACUAUCAUAAAUGGUCGAAGAUUGCUUAUUCAUGAAAGAGUAAAAUUACGGAAUGCAAGUUUCAAACAAUCACUUCGGUAAAUUGAAAUUCCUGAAGUCCGCGGAAGCCACGGCAUGUUUUUAUAUUUCCAUGCUCUUCUACCCUAUUUUAGCCAGUCUGAAUAAAAAUAUCGUGGGGAUGAAGUUCGAAUUUUUUCACUGAGCCGAGAUAAAAAGGUGCAUAUUUUAUGUCAUGGCGGUAACGUCAAAGUAGGUGUCAAACCAAAACUAAAUUUUAGCGAAAAAAAAAAACCGUGCUUGUUCUUACUACAUGUUAUUCACAAAGUUAAAUCUUUUUCUUAAUCUUUUUAUUUUCUGGAAUUGUAAUUCGAUUCGGAAAAUGAGCCCACUUGAUAAAAUUGUUUCUAAAUGUUUGCUUUCCUUGUAGGUCUAACGUUGAGUGACAUCAGCUUUAAAAAGGAUGAGGCGUCAAAGUUUCUGUAUUUACCUCGCAACCGGAUCCACACUAAGAGAUCACAAACUGACAUUGUCGUCGAAUGUUGUGACGAGAAAUGUGUUGUAGAGGAGAUAAAGGAAUACUGUUAAUACAUGUAGCAAACAGCUGGGGCGCUAAUAAAGGUUAAAAAAAAUACGCAAUUACGCACUACGGACUCACGCGGUUUUAUUGUCUUUGAAAAAUCUACUCGUGCUUAUUAACACCAAACUGCACUCGAA
Molecule: messenger RNA, 3018 nt
Organism: Pocillopora meandrina
Lineage: Eukaryota; Metazoa; Cnidaria; Anthozoa; Scleractinia; Pocilloporidae
Source: the annotation of a GenBank genome assembly